Paraglomus brasilianum is the source of this 233-nucleotide messenger RNA. The record is from the annotation of a GenBank genome assembly. NCBI's taxonomy places the organism in Eukaryota, Fungi, Glomeromycota, Glomeromycetes, Paraglomerales, Paraglomeraceae.
GCGAAGUCAUAACCUCUUUGGAAAAGUCUGAGUACGAAGAUUACAGAACCAUUGCGAGGGAUUGCGGCGUUGGGAAAGAACUUGGAGCUCUCCAAAUUCGAAAUACUACACCAGCUGAUGGAAAUCCACCUGCCAUACCACUAGUUCCACUCCACACUGUAUGGAAUGAAGACUGGCUAACAUCUCCAAUUUCGGUUCAAUCAAAUUUAAAAUCACCAGUCAGGACUAUUUGA